This is a messenger RNA of Impatiens glandulifera, 1338 nucleotides long. RefSeq names its product putative rRNA methyltransferase YlbH. Gene Ontology annotation, biological process: rRNA methylation. The transcript is spliced from 9 exons. Lineage: Eukaryota; Viridiplantae; Streptophyta; Magnoliopsida; Ericales; Balsaminaceae. The record is from RefSeq and is a predicted model, not a curated record. The coding region runs from base 129 to 1097 and encodes 322 amino acids. Gene Ontology annotation, molecular function: methyltransferase activity.
UUCUCCAAUCUGUAGUCAGUCGGUAUUACCAAUCCUAUUAUCCAUCAAAUAAAUAAAUAGGCGCUAGCAGUAGUGUUUACCGAAAGCUUUCCGACCGACCGACCGACCGACAUCUGCCUGCUUCUUCAAUGGCUCCAUCGUCUCUCCAGCUCCCGAUACACUCUCCUCCUAGCCUGAAAUCCACACUUGAUCCAUUUUUCUUAUUUCCUUUGGUAUCAUCAUUCGUCAAUCUAGGAGCUUCAUCAUCGAACCUUAUUCGACGACGGGAAUCCUUAACCAUCAGAGCUUACAGUAAAUCAAUUGCCGGUCAAUCCAAUGAGCAGAAUAAGAGAGAGUUACUUGAAAGCUAUGGUCUUAAUCCAGACGAGUUUCUGUCGGAAUCUUCCCAAAAGUCGAAGAGGAAGAAAGAGCUGCAAAGGAUUAGAAGGGGAAGUGAGACCUCACAACAAGAGACUGCAGGCUCCCCGAGGGAGACCCACAGAUUGCUUCAGGUUCUUGGGGGAAAUGCUAGAAGAAAGAAAUUGCUAUCACCAAAAGGAAUGGAUGUCCGGCCAAUGAUGGAAGUUGUUAAAGGUGCUGCCUUUGGGAUUUUGCAGGUGUCUGGAGGCUGUCCUUCUUCAUUGAGACCGGGUCGUUGGUUAGACUUGUACAGUGGCACAGGAUCUGUGGGGAUUGAGGCUCUAAGUCGCGGAUGCUCUGAGGUGCAUUUUGUUGAGAUGGACCCUUGGGUUAUUUCACAAGUUCUGCAACCGAAUUUGGAGUGGACUAGUUUUCUAGAUGAGUCGAUAAUACACGCAGUUCGUGUUGAGAAGUUUCUAGAGCAAUCAGUGCAAGUUGUAGGGAAAUAUGGUACAUUUGAUUACAUCAGUGUAACUCCUCCUUACACCCAAGUGGAUUAUGGUGUGCUCAUGGAUCAGAUAUCAAAAUCAUCUGUUGUUGGAGAAGAUACAUUCAUACUAGUGGAGUAUCCUCUUGGAACAAGCAUGUUGGACUCUUGUGGAUGCGUCAUAAAGAUAGCGGACCGAAGGUUUGGCAGAACACAUCUAGCAAUUUAUGGGCCAAAGUGGGCACUGAAAAAGAGAAAAUCUGAAGCAUAACUUGGAAUGGUGAAAGAUGAUGUCUGAAUUAAUUGAACCCACCCAACAACAACAACAAUAACAACAAGGGAGGGGGUGAGGGAUGGUUGUUACGGACAACAAUCAAUUUUCUGUGAAAAAAACAAACAGAUGUAGUAGAUGUUUAUUGUUUGUUGUUUUUCUUUAGGUCUUCUUUUGUAAUUGCAACACAGGGACAUAGAUCAUCACAGUUUCUUAAAUAAAAACUACUGUUAUUUCACAA